This is a messenger RNA of Chondrus crispus (carragheen), 201 nucleotides long. RefSeq lists its product as hypothetical. The transcript has a single exon. The record is from RefSeq and is a predicted model, not a curated record. Bases 1 to 201 code for a protein of 66 amino acids. Lineage: Eukaryota; Rhodophyta; Florideophyceae; Gigartinales; Gigartinaceae.
AUGUCCGUAGCCUGUGAGGUGCCCGGUUUGAUAAACGUACAGUACACGCGUACACGUUUAGAUGCUCAUUUUGUAGCAUCGUCCAGCUCCCGCCAAAACACACAGAACCCUCAGAGACCGAAAGCCAUGGCCAUCCUAAACCACACCACUGUAUCAAGCACGCGCCACUCGACUUUCAAUCUUCUUUCCAAACGUCAAUAG